Messenger RNA from Tribolium madens (black flour beetle), 2351 nucleotides. Its product is annotated as zinc finger protein 354A-like. NCBI's taxonomy places the organism in Eukaryota, Metazoa, Arthropoda, Insecta, Coleoptera, Tenebrionidae. The record is from RefSeq and is a predicted model, not a curated record. The coding region runs from base 232 to 2253 and encodes 673 amino acids. Gene Ontology annotation, biological process: regulation of transcription by RNA polymerase II. Gene Ontology annotation, molecular function: RNA polymerase II cis-regulatory region sequence-specific DNA binding; DNA-binding transcription factor activity. The transcript has 8 exons.
CUUUCGACUUAAUUAAGACACAAAAAAAUAAUUCGAGCCCAAACUGAAAAAAAAAUUGUCCGCCAUGUUGCAUCGAUGGCGCAAGUGCACUUCCGUUUUAUGUCCCACUGUUGUCAGUUUUCGUUGUGUCGAUGUGAUUUAAGUGUAAUAAAAGCCCCAAUAAUCAAAAAUAUGGUGUUAUUACCGCACUAAAACGUCCACACGUGCAAUAUCAAUAAAAACUGAAGAACGAUGGAGAACUCUGAAACGAGUUCGGAACUAUUGGAUAAUGUCGUGAUAAGUGAUGUACCGACCCCGCAAUAUGUGUUGCAAAGAAUGCCCGAAAAUUCGCAAUUGUUAGGGACGGAAUUGCUUCAGCACCAUAACGGCUUAGUUGUGGAUCUUGCCGGGACCGAUUUUAUACCAGUCAGUUACCCCUCGGAGGCUCUUUUGUCGCAGGAUUUAACAGAAGAGGACAGGAAUUUGGCGGCGGCGCUGGUGGCCGUGCAACUGAGCCAACACCAGAAACAGCAGCAGUUGCACGAAACGGGGCUUCCCUCGCUCGUACCAAAUGCGGGGCUAGAUAGUAAGAUUUUAGAAGAGCAACAAUUGAUUUUGAGUGAUAAGGAAGCGUCGAUUAGUAACGGUUAUCUGCAAAUAGUAGGCUCUGAUAAUAUCUACGUUGAGAAACAAGCCAAAAUCGUAAAUAACCGAUUUGUUAGUUUCGCCAACAAUUCUGAGAAAUCGGAAGAUGAGAAACGCGGCUCAGAUGGGGACCACCGCACGUCCCGCAAAAGUCUUCCCCACAAGAAACGAAUCUCUCGCAAACUAAAGAAACAAAACUCCACGAAAAUACAGUGCAAUCUGUGCGAACAGACGUUCACUUCAAACGAUGAUUUUGCUCAACACGAGAUUCUAUGCCAAACUACAAUCACACCGGUCCACAACACGGCCUUUUCUUGUCAAAUCUGUAACGCCAAUUUCCACGACCAGCUCCGUUUUUUUGAACACUUGAAGUCUCACUAUGAGCCGCAGUCAACUCCGAUCGAAAAAGCCGAAGUUGAUGCAGAAAAAGACAACAUUUUUUCCACUCUUCUCAACCUGACCUGUAUCCAGUGCAAUAAGACAUUCCGGCGGCAAAAAGCCUUCGAGACGCACAUGAAAGAGGUGCACCACAAAGACGAACUGAACGAAUUUAGCGAAACGGAAGAUCUGAUGGAAGGAAUCAACGUGGUGGUGGACCACGAAACCAACUCGGAUAACGACACGAAGGCUUGGUAUAGAGAGGAUGAGCUUCAUCAAACUGAAGAAGACCUUAAAGAGUUAGAAGCGGAAGAGCACGUUUGUCACAUUUGCAAGCAACCGUUUCCACUUAGAGCGAUUUUGUUGCAACAUUUAGUGACUUGUAGAGCUGAUACUGGAAAUACAGAACCCACAGCGCCAUCUCUCGUCAAACGAAAAAACAAAAAGAAAGGGAGUAUGCAUUGUCGUGAGUGCGACCGGGUUUUUACCCAUCGCAAUUCCUUGGUUUACCAUAUGAGGAGUCAUAGUGGUGUACGCCCCCAUCAGUGUGACCAAUGCGGGAAAAGCUUUUUCGCCUCGAGUGCACUUAAAGUGCACUUGCGCCUACAUUCAGGCGAUAAACCGUACCAUUGCCAGGAUUGUGGGAAAAAUUUCCGCCAAUGGGGCGACUUGAAAUAUCACAUGACGUCACUACACUCCAACGAAAAGCAGUUCCAGUGCGAAUAUUGCGGUAAAGACUUUGCCCGGAAAUACUCUCUUAUUGUCCAUCGGAGGAUUCACACCGGUGAGAAGAACUACAAGUGCGAGUUUUGUGGUAAAACGUUUAGGGCGUCGUCGUAUUUGCAAAACCACAGGAGGAUUCAUACAGGAGAGAAGCCACACGAGUGUGGGAUUUGUGGAAAGCCGUUUAGGGUACGGUCCGACAUGAAACGUCACCAGAAAACCCACUCGAAACGCUCGAUUUUGGGAAAACCUAUGAGAUAUAACGCAUCGCAAAAUAACGAUAAAGUUAUAAAAUCGGAAACUGGGAGCAAUUUAUCGGAUGAUGUUUACGAGUUGAAUGUGAAUGUGGAAGAAGCGGAAAAUGCCCCUGCGGGACAGAUUUUAAGUUACGAUCAUGACCAGUUGGAAACCGUUAGAGACGGUGGCACCUUGUAUCAAGGACAUCAAUUACUUUUAGUUAGUUAUUCCACGGAUGUACCCAUUAGGAGUGUGGAUUCGUCCUCCACUUGGAUCCAAACCGGUUCUUGAUCUCGUUAAUGUCUAAAUUUUAUUAUUAUUAUUUUUCUUUCAUAAACUAAGUUAAUACGAAAUAUUUUAAUAAAUAAAUUAUAUAAUUUUGAAUUUAA